Penaeus indicus is the source of this 714-nucleotide messenger RNA. RefSeq lists its product as uncharacterized. The record is from RefSeq and is a predicted model, not a curated record. Bases 1 to 714 code for a protein of 237 amino acids. The transcript has 4 exons. Gene Ontology annotation, cellular component: cytoplasm. Lineage: Eukaryota; Metazoa; Arthropoda; Malacostraca; Decapoda; Penaeidae.
AUGGCGGCUCGGAAUAGAAAAACAUCCAUGUCAAAACCUUGUUAUAUUCCUUCUACGCCCCAUGAGGCGGAAAGUGACGCCGGGGCGGGUUCAUCACAGAGCAGCCAUGGAGUGGGCGGUCAGGUGGGCGAGGCAAAUGACGGUGACAAUGUUCCACACACGAGAAAUGGCGUCCUGAGUACUGGAUCGUCUGCUGUGGGAACUGAUGUUAUGGCCACACAACCUUCCUCCUCUGGACUCGUUAGGGACGUCAUCGGGAUAUUUGUCGUUGCUUUCGAUACGAAGGAAGGAAAUCUGCUAGAAUGGUGUGUCCCCCAAGAGUUGCCUCUAGAAGGUGUAGAGUUCCGUGCUCUCAUCAGUGGUGCCCAUACGAUCACAUCCGACUUUAUAUAUUUUCGGCAAGGAGACUAUUUUGGUGCGGCUUGCUACGAGAAGCUGACAGUCCUCUCAGAGAUUGAGCGAGGAGCACGCAUGAAAAGUGUUGGCGUCAUUGUGGCUAACUAUGACACCCUCCACCACCAUUUAGAAUACCUAGCACAGCAAGUAAGGCGUAAAGAGAAAGUAACAUUGCAAAGGAGAGGCAUAGUUGUGUCACCGCACAUGAAUGUUCACAUGCACCGGGCCUACAAGCUACACAUCUGUCAGAGUAUUUGGUCACAUAAGCCUAUUACAUUAUACAGAAAUCAUAGGGAUCCAAUUAUUGUAUCAAUCUAA